Osmia lignaria (orchard mason bee) is the source of this 1175-nucleotide messenger RNA. RefSeq lists its product as uncharacterized. The record is from RefSeq and is a predicted model, not a curated record. Lineage: Eukaryota; Metazoa; Arthropoda; Insecta; Hymenoptera; Megachilidae.
UGAAGGGUGCUCGUAUAAAAGCAUCCUACUCCUUCGACUUCCUACAAUUUCGUUUCUCGCCGUCGAUCUUGUCGUUUCGUUAUAACCAUGCGAAUAUUAGAAUUUUUAUUGCUGUUCUCGCUUAACGCGUUAUUCUACGCGUGUCUCGCGAAACCGGCCGAAAAAUUAUCGAAUCCUGGAUCUUUGAACCCUGUUCAGCUAAUGGAAGUGGUGUCAGUGGAUGCUGAUCAAAAUAGAGAGCAACGAUCACCACAGUUUGGACUUCUAGGAGAAGAUUACUCGGAUUAUUCGGAAGAAGAAGAAGAGCGAACUUUCGAUCACCAUAGAAAGCAUAAACACCAUAAACACAAACCAGAAGGUUUCCAUGGCCACCCUACUGGUCACUACGGAGGGUACCAACCUCCGGAACACUAUUACCCACCGUCCACUGGGGGUGGAGGAUCCUUCGCCACAGCAUCCGCAGGAUCCAUCGACUCCCAUGGGAAACCAUUCGGUGGACAAAGUCACGCGAAUGCACAGACCGCCAGUUUCAGCUUUGGACCAUACUCCGCGACGUUCAGCGUUGCUGAAGCCGCUUCCGGUAGCCAAAGAUACUGAAAUCGAAAGGUCGUAAAUCUACCCCUGACCGACUCUACGAAGUGCCCGAUGUAAUUCCAUCGGUCGAACCUCGGCCAUCCCCAGGCCAUCCAUUGUUUACAAACAUUCUACGUCACUAGGUAUAAGUAAAUAGCCGGAACGGGCGUGGAAGAGAGGAAACCACCCUCGAUCCUCGAGAUUUCCUGGGAGAGCCUGUUCUCCUUUGUCCGCGGCUACCACGUCAACCACCAGAUGUUCCCGCGAAUAAAACCGAAGAAAAUAUAUGUAGGGAGGAACGAGGAGGACCAAACGAUGGAGGAAGAACGGAACAUAGGGCUCGAGGAUUAACAGCACAAAGGGAGAGGAAAAAGGAGGAGGUCCUGUAACAAAACGAACACCGAAAAAAUCGGGACGCGAAGAAGGAGCGUUCAAUGACCGGGACCAAGAGGGCACACGCGAUAUCUUCGAUCCAGCUGCAAUCAUCUUCAUCCUCCUGAUUAAUGAUCACCCUCUUGUACGAUAAUAUUAGCAAGUUAGAAUUUUUAUAGAAUCUUCUUGUACAAAAUUUCUGCAAUUUAAUAAAUUAAUUUAAAGGUUCA